This is a messenger RNA of Diabrotica virgifera virgifera (western corn rootworm), 12631 nucleotides long. Its product is annotated as arrestin domain-containing protein 3-like. NCBI's taxonomy places the organism in Eukaryota, Metazoa, Arthropoda, Insecta, Coleoptera, Chrysomelidae. The transcript is spliced from 9 exons. Bases 170 to 1483 code for a protein of 437 amino acids. Gene Ontology annotation, cellular component: cytoplasm. The record is from RefSeq and is a predicted model, not a curated record. Gene Ontology annotation, biological process: protein transport.
UUGGUCAAUUAUGUACUAUUUUCCAAUAUGAAAUUAAGUCCAGUUAUUUAAUUCUUAUAGAUUUUAGUGUUAUCCGUAAUUGAUAGGUGUACAUACUGUUGUGUGUUGUGUAUCUAAUAAAAAACAAGGUGUUACAUUGUCACUUUAAGACUUUUUUUAUUUUGGAGUCAUGUCUUGUAGACUUGUUUUAGAUAACCCAGGGAUAUAUAAACCAGGAGAUCCAAUUACGGGAAGAAUAAUAUUAGAAUUUUCAUCAAGGACGAAUUUUAGAAGUAUAAUUUGUAAAUUAAGAGGUAGGGAACACACUUCCUGGACUGAAACUGAAAGUUACUAUGACAGUACAUCUAAAACCACAAAAACCAGGACUGUUCAUUACUCUGGAGACAAUAAGUUCAUCUACAUCAAUCUUCCUCUUAUGCAUGAAAAUGCAUUGGCAGCUGGACGAUAUGAAUAUUCUUUUUCAUUUCAACUUCCAAGAGCAAUUCCUAAUCCAUAUGAAGGCAGUUAUGGAUAUAUUCGAUAUUAUUUGAAGGCAACCGUUGACAGAUCUUUUGCUUUUGAUUAUGAAGAUGAACUAUCACUACACGUAGUUUCGCCUAUAGAUUUUAAUGAAAUUAUACAAGAGCUACAAUUGAAUCCUGUGUCAUAUCAAGACGAAAAAACAAUAUGUUGCUGUUGUUGUGCUAGCGGUCCAAUUACUAUGGAUGUAGUAUUAGAAAAAGAAGCCUUUGUUGUUGGAGAGGUUGCUAAAAUAAAAGUAGAUAUUACAAACAUGUCAAAUGAGAGUACCGUAGAAUUAACGUUAUCUUUAAAACUGACCGUCGAAUCUAAAACAACAUCACCAAGUAAGCAUUACAAGUAUGAUAAAGAAUAUAUACAACGCGUGACAGAUUCAGGUGUUGGAGCCCACGGACAGCGAAUAUAUAAAAUUAAUUUUCCAAUACCUAGAUCAGCAGUGGUACCUAAUUUUAUUAAUUGUACUUUAUUUAAGCAGUGGAGUGUUCUUAAGGUUACAGCAGUUGUUCCAGGUUGCCACACCAAUCUAGAGGUUGAAACUGGAAUUAAACUGGGCCAUAUUCCUCUGCCAGAACGUCCUGGACCACCACCUGUUGCCCCUGUUAUUACAUCUCCAGCAGAUCAGCCAAUGUUUAACACAAAUAUAACCCCACCACCUUACCCGACAGAUGGUGAGAGAGCACCGCCCUAUCCAACAGGAGCUCCCCAAUUUCCAACCCCAAAUGGAACCGAUUUUCCUACCAUUGGAAUGCCAGUGCCGGUUCACAGAGGUAUUCCAUCAAGUUCAGCAACCGCCCCCUUGGAAGAGGGAGCUGCCUCGGCCCCACCUAAAGCUAAAUUAGCAACUGAUGAUGAUUUUGAAAUGUUGGAUGGGGUUUCAAACGAACCGCCACCUCCGUCUUAUUCGGACUCGAUGAGACAAGAAUUUUCUGGCAGAGCAGAAAUGCCUUCAGCGCCUCCAAAAUAAAUGUAGUCAAUGUAGUCACAUUUGCUGCCUAUCGAAGAUGAUGGAACUUAGCUAGAAGCCAUUUUGUCGAACCGCACCUGACUGAAGUAAUCAUUAUCACUCGCUGGCGCGUAAACGGCACUUGACUGAAGUAACUAUAUCACGCACUGGCGCGUGAUCGGCAGCGAAUGGGUUAAACAAAGUUUAGCGUUGAAUCCUUAGUUGAAAUGCUUGAAAAUAAUUUGUUUUUUAAUUGUCUCUGUUGAAAUCUUACAUUGAAAUAAUCGAAAUACAUAUAAGAUAUGUAUACUUCUUCUUAGAUUUGAGGGAGUUACGUCGUAUACCCAGAUGCUUCUAGACUACAAAGCUUUUAUAUAAAAAGCUAUUUAAAUUUGACACUUACCAUUCACGUAAAUUUUGUGUUUAAAUUACAAUUCUUCGUUAGUUAUUAUUAUGGAAAAAUAAGUAGUUUCAGUGUUCCAAUAUAAAAAUUUGACUGAAAGAAACAAAAAAAAUUCUUUUUAAUUGCUAAAUCUCAAUUUGUCAAUUGUCAAUAGUAUAAAUUAUCGCAGCUAUCAGGUACUAUAUCACAUCCGUCACAACCAGUGGUAUCUGUAUCAUCAGGCAGCAUAGUCACCGUUCCCCACACAAACUGACUUGAAAAAAUCAUGAACUACAACUACAUACUUCUAGCUUGUUUCUAACUCUCUACCAUUUUGGAAAAAUAUGUAGUUUCAGUGUUCCAAUACAAAAAUUUGACUGAAAGAAACAAAAAAAAAAUUCUUUUUAAUUGCUAAAUCUCAAUUUCAAAUUGUCGAUAGUAUAAAUUAUCGCAGCCAUCAGGUACUAUAUCACAUCCGUCACAACCAGUGGUAUCUGUACCAACAGGCAGCAUAGUCACCGUUCCCCACACAAACUGACUUGAAAAAAGCAUGAACUACAACUACUUCUAGCUUGUUUUUAAGUCUCUACCAUUUUCUUAAUCAUAUCAAAUAAUUAAACUGAUCCUCAAAUAUUUUGUAAUACUACGUACCACUAUUUUUUAUCUGUCAGAUUUAAUUUUAGCGCCCAGAAAGUUUUACAGCACCCAUCUGCAACUGUAAGUAGAUUAAUGUUUUCGGAUACAACAAUAACAAUCGGUUAGGAUUGUGUAGCGCAAUUUUUCAACGAAAAACCUAUCAAAAUGUAACUUUUUGAGUUGUUAGUUUUGAGGCGAUAGCAAAAGAAUGUUAAGUAACAAUGAAGGGUGUCAGCAAUAUUUUUAAAAUCGAUUUUGCAGGUGUUGUUCUUAAGAACAAAUUUCCUUCUUCCUUUGAUACCUCUAGGGAAGGUUGUCACUCCAUCCUCUGCGCGGUCGGCCGAUACUUCUACCGAUUGGUGAUUUAUCUCUUGCUAUUUUGACCACACGGGAUUCCCCCAUUCUGCUUAUGUGCUUAUUCCAUUCUUUUUUAUUUAGUGUCCAUUCGUUUAUACACUGUACGUUACAUUUUAUUCUAAUUUUUUCACUUCUCUUUCGAUCUCUCAGCGUAUUCUUCUUAAUACUCUCAUCUCUGCAAUUUUCAGAGUCUUUAUGUUUUGACUGUGUCGGGUCUUGGUUCUGAUGUAUAUGUCAUUAUUAGUCUUACACUGGCUUUAUAAAUUCUUGACUUCAUCUCAAUGUGUCGGUUUCGCCAUAUAGUGUUAUUAAAGCAUCCUCUCAGUCCAUUUGCUUUUUGUACUUGAUUUCUCACUUAUUUGUCCAGGUCUGCAUAGCUGGACAGUAUAAUUCCAAGGUAUUUUAUUUCCAAUACUUGUUCAAACUGGUAUCGUCAAUACCUAUUUUUCGUCUGAUUAGUUCUUUGCUGAUUACUAUUGUUUUAGCUUUCUGUAAUGUUAAAUUAUUUUGCUCGUAUUUUAAAUCUGUGGAUCAAUAUUUUCUGACUAUAUUCUUUGUUUCCCAUUCUGUAUCCUCCUCCUUUGUUGACGCUUUUGAUGAUUUCAUCCAUGAAAAAAUAAAACAAUAGAGCUCAAUGAGUUCUCCUGCUGUGUUCCGCUGGCUAUGUCAAUAGGUUCCGUAAGUUGUCCAUCUAUUCUGACUUCUAUUUUGUAGUUUUGGUAGAUGUUUUCAAUAAUUUUUAUGAUAUUUAGGAGAACUUCUUUAUUAUAUAAUAAACAUAUAGAAGAUGGAUUACAUCUGUGUGUCUUACUCUGUCAAACGCUUUCUUCAUGUCAAUCACACAUAGAAAUGCUCGUCUAUUAUACUCUAAACUCUAGGGAUUUCUCAGUAAUUUGCUUCAUGACGAAUAUUGCUUUUAAAUAAUUGAUGGAUUCGACGGUUACUUGUUGGAAGUUCAUUUUGUCUAACAAUAAAACGCUGAAAACCUUUGUUUUCUAUACUUCCACAAAAUUUAUUACAACUAUGUGACUACAGCUGUUUCGGCAGAGUGCCUUUCUCACUUCAUAGUAAUAUUGAGUUUACAAUAGAAACAGAACAGAAUAAGUCCAUAAACUUUCUAGAUGUAACAAUUACCAGACUACACAACAAACAUGAGUUCGCCGUAUACCAUAAACCUACCCAUACUGAUACAACUAUACACAAUUCAUCAUCUCAUCCUACAUAAUACAAAUUAGCAGCCUACCAUAGCAUGAUACAUAGACUGACAGAAAUUCCCAUGUCAAAAAAUAACUUCGAGAUAGAACUGAACAUCAUUAAACAAAUAGCAGUAAACAGUGGCUAUAAGGAACAAACAAUUAACAAAAUCUUAAACCAAAAACUCCAUAAGAAAGCCCUGAAAUUAGUCUAUCCACCACCACAGAAAGAACCCAGUACCUUCUGCUCUAUCACAUACACUGGCAAGAUAACAACAAAAAUAGCCAGAUACAUAAAAAAGAGAGGAGUAACACCAGCUUUCAGAACUAACAACAACUUAAGCAAAUAUAUUAAGAACAAUAAGAGCCGAAAGAGAAAACAACUACAGAGUGGUAUUUACAAACUAACUUGUGGUGACUGUCCGAAAACUUACAUCGGUCAAACUGGCAGAACCUUUGACAAACGGAUAGCAGAACACAAAAGGGCUUUCAACAAUAGAAAAACAGACAUUUCUACAUACGCACUUCACCUUCUAGAUUCUAGAUAAUAAUCAUUCUUUUAAUGAACAAUUUCAAAUUCCGCAUAUUCAGAAUAAAGGCCUUAAGCUAUCUUUAUUAGAAUCUACGGAAAUUAAUAAAUUGAAAAAUAAAGAUAUAAUUCUGAAUGACCAACUUGAGACAAACAGCUCCCCACUCCUCAACCCCUUCAGUUAAAAACUUAAAAAGGCAAACACAUAGUAAACUAAAUCACUUGAGAAAGGCAAUCUACCGAAACUGCUGUAGUCACAUAGUUUUAAUAAAUUUUGUGGAAGUAUACAAAACAAAAGUUUUCAGUGUUUUAUUGUUAGAAUAUUGCUUUUAUACACGAUCUUCCAGUGCGAAAAACCUUUUCAUCUGCUAAAAUUAUCCUCUAAUUCAUUAGUUCUUGUAUAAUUUUAGUUAUAAGCUUUAGGGUAGUAUUUAAGAAUUUUAUAUUCUGUACUUUUCUAGCUGCUUUUUAUCUCAUUUUUUAAAUAGUAUAAUUAGUUCGCUCAUUCUCUAUUCUUUCGGUAUUUCGUUGUGUUUUAUAAAUUUGUUAAUUAAUGUUGGGCAUUAUUUUUUCAUUGCUACUCCACAAUAUUUUAGUAAUUUGUUUUAAAUUUCGUCUUUACCUAUAGCUUUUCUGUUCUUCAGCUUUUGAAGUGUUUUUCGAACUUCCUGUGUACUUAUAUUAAUUCUUCAUUUGCGAUAAUUUCUGAUGUUUCCGGUUCUAGCAUCUCAUAUAUCUUUUUUUAUUUAUUUUUUUUUUUUUGGUUGUAUUAGUUCCUUUACCACUGUUCUUGGAGCUCUUAUAAAGCGCCAUAGUUUAUUUUACAGAAUGUAGAACAAAUUACAAAUGAAUCAAUUGGGCAGGCCUUUGCCCGAGUAGUGGAACGGAAGGAAAAAAAGAUAACUAUUACCGUUUAUUUUACUCAGUAUACGGAAAAAAUAAUUGGACAUAUGGAUAUGAUAUGACAAAGAUAUUGUGCGUUUUUCCUUGUUUAUUAGUUUACUAAUAAACAAUGACGCCGAAUUGUAUAAUCUCUUACAUGUAAAGGGUAAGAAACAAAGAUGUACACGAUCUCCCUUAAAAGAUAUUAAAUGAACCUUCCCGAUGAUACAUUAAUUAACAAGAUUAAGUUCUACUUACAAAGUAUGGUUGAGUAUAAUUAAUAUUUAAAAAAAAUCAUCACAUUUAAGAUGUCUGACUCGCAUGCUGGUAGGACGGGGUUCGAAACCCAGCGCCGGCGAGAACAGCUAGACAUUUUAAAAAAAUGUCUAUAGGCACCAGGUCGACUCAGCCUGAAUAAAAUGAGUACCUUGGGUAAAACCAAGGGUUUUAUAUAAUAAUAAUAUUGUAUAAUAAUAAGAGGCGGUUGAAGCGUUGCAAUGGCCCUGUUAAUACCUUCCUUUUACACCGUAGGCCCUAGAUAUAGCAGACUAUCCUGCUGUAAUCCCAAAAGCCGCGUCAGAAGUAUGGAACGGAAGACUAUUAUUAUCAUCGCAUUUUGAAAUGAUGAUCAGGUGUGUCAAAUUAUGCGAUGUACAAAAAGUAUUUAACAUAAUAUUAUGUGAGUUUGUAGAGAAGAAAUGUGGCACGAGAUUAUUAAGUAAAAUAUACUGGUACUCUGGUUCUGGUAGUACAUCAGAAUGUUUAUGUAAAAUGAGUAUUACCCAUAAAAAAUAGUAAUAUGCGUCAUAAACAAAAAUAGGUGUUCAGAACUUUUCACUAUCAAAGGAGUGAGAUAAAGGGAAGGUCUAAGUCCUUUGCUGUUCAUAAAACUGAUGGAUGGCAUAAUCAAUAAAGUCUUAACAACGAGCAAAUCAUUAAGUUGACAAUAUAUAUUUCUGGUAAUUUUUGGUCGAAAUAUCCUGAUCCUGAAUCGCGAAUAAGGAACCUUCUGUUUCAAAGAAUCUGUCGACAUCUUUCCUGAUGUCGACGCCAUAUUGUCGACAUAAUAUUGGCUGACUUCAUUGGGAUGUCACUCAAGUGAGAAUUUUUUCCUCCUUAAACUUAAUACUGUUACGGUUUUCAUUUGCUUAUGGUCAGUUUUUCGCGAUUGCUUUACUCCGAGAUAUUUAUACAUAUCAGUUUCGCCCGUUCUUCCAUGUUUUGGCCAUUUUGCUUAUCGAAUCGGAAGAUUAUGAAUACUAGAAUAUUAUUUAUAGUACAUACCUUUAAAGAUUCUAGUUAAAUAAUGUAUGUCUAACUGUUUGUUUCGAUAAUAAUAUUGUCUAUUAGACUAACGAUUUACUUUAUACAGUUUGUAACGACAUUUAGAUUUCGCUUUUAAAAAAUGUAAUGUAGUUUUAUUUUACACACUAAAUAACUUGUUACACUAAAUAUUUAUUACCUACUGCAUAAAAUGUUGUUAGUAGGAGUGAGUAGUUAUUAAAUAUUCAGAUCAUUACUAGAAAUAUUCAGAUAUUAAAGAUCAUUACUACCUACUACCUCAAUUGUGAUAUUUUUAUUUUUAUACAGUGAUGAGCGCGCUAAUAACCGGCAAAAUAACGCAAAAGAUGGACAACGUAAUGCGUUGUGAACUAAAUCGAGAUGAAAAUAAUAGUGGUGGGAAAUUAUCGGUAUUAACCUAUAAAACAUUGCCACUUACAAUAGUUUCCCAUCUUUAGACGUUAGCUAAGAGCUAGUUGACUUUAGUCAUACUUAUGACGAUAACGUGACGUUAACAUUUUUUUAAUUUAUAAAUAAUUUUGACGGAGGUGUUAGAACGAAUAUAAUGAGUGAGUUUGGAAGCAAAGCUAUCCAAAAAUAAAUCAAAAACAAAGAUUAUGAUUAAUGAGUUAAUAAUUUGAUAAAAAAGAUCUAGAUAAGACAAUAAUUUGAAUUAAAUCUUUUAAAUAUUUUUAUUUAAAAACUAAUUUAAAAAUUAAACUGGACUUUUUUCCCAUUCCCUCGGGCAAAAAAUAUUUAGCUACUACCUUGUCAUAUUUCGACGUUUAUUUGUCAGUUGAGACGAAAAAAAAACUAACGUCUAAAGGUGGGAAACUAUUGUAAAUGGUCAUGUUUUAUAGGUUUAUACCGAUAAUUUCAACCUCUACUAGUUUCAUCUCUUUUUAAUUUCACAACGCAUAUGUUAUCCAUUUUUGUGUUGUGUUGCCUGUUAUUAGCGAGCUCAUCAACAACUAAUAGUUGACUGAUUUUAGAAACAUGUACGUCAGACUUAAUAAGAACUAUUAAUAUAUUGUAAUUAUUCUUGGUAUCCAGGUUUCACCCAUUUCAUCCUAUUCUAUUAUACCAUAGUAAUUGUUUAUACAGAGUGAGUCUGUAAUUUGGAAUAAAUUCAAUAUCUCAAAUACUAAUUGUUUUUUUGAAAAUUGCUCAGACCCGUCGAUUAGUAUUUCAAAUUGUCCUUUUUGACAUACAAUAAUAAUGUAUACAGGGUGUCCCGAUGACGUCAUCGUUGAUUAUGACAACACUGUUAUUUUGAUAGCUUUUUUGAUAGGGUGUGUAAAGUUAUAUAUAACUGCAUAAUAUCAAAUUUUUAUUCUCUACCAUUUAAAAGAUAAUAAAAAAUAAAUUUGUGUCUGUAAUUUGAAAUAAAUUUAAUAAUUCAAAUACUAAUUGUUUUUUUGAAAAAUGCUCAGAACCGUCGAUUAGUAUUUCAAAUUGUCAUUUUUGACAUACAAUAAUAAUGUAUACAGGGUGUCCCAAUUUAGAGGUAUGACGCCAUCGUUGAUUUUCUUAAAUGGCAACACUGUCAUUUUGAUAGCUAUUUUGAUAGGGUGUGUAAAGUUAUACAUAUCUGCAAAAUUUCAAAUUUUUAUUCCCGACCAUUUACAAGAUAAUAAAAAAUAACAAAGAUAUGAAAAACAAGUAAUCAAAUAAUAAUUGAAUUUAAUUAUUUCAAUUGAGCAAAUGCUCAUAAUGUUGCCCAUUGACUAUUUGACAAUAAUUGAGGGCAACAUUAUGAGGAUUUGCUUAAUUGAAAUAAUUAAAUUCAAUUAUUAUUUGAUUACUUGUUUUUCAUAACUUUGUUAUUUUUUAUUAUCUUGUAAAUCGUAGGGAAUAAAAAUUUGAAAUUUUGCAGUUAUGUAUAACUUUACACACCCUAUCAAAAUAGCUAUCAAAAUGACAGUGUUGCCAUUUAAGAAAAUCAACGAUGACGUCAUAUCUCUAAAUUGGGACACCCUCUAUACAUUAAUAUUGUAUGUCAAAAAUGACAAUUUGAAAUACUAAUCGACGGGUAUGAGCAUUUUUCAAAAAAACAAUUAGUAUUUGAAUUAUUAAAUUUAUUUCAAAUUACAGACACAACUUUAUUUUUUAUUAUCUUUUAAAUGGUAGAGAAUAAAAAUUUGAUAUUAUGCAGUUAUGUAUAACUUUACACAUCCUAUCAAAAUGACAGUGUUGCCAUUUAAGAAAAUCAACGAUGACGUCAUAUCUCUAAAUUGGGACACCCUGUAUACAUUAUUAUGGUAUGUCAAAAAGGACAAUUUGAAAUACUAAUCGACGGGUCUGAGCAUUUUUCAAAAAAACGAUCACUAUUUGAGAUACAGUCGAACCCGCUUAUUGGAAUAGCCUUCGUGAUAAGCAAAAGCAUUCCUAUAACCGAGAUAUUCUAAUAACCGAUCAUUUUUGGCUAGUACAAACGUUUCAGGACCUCAAAUUUCUAUUCCUUAAACCGCGAUAUUCCUAUAACCGGUAUUCUAAUAAGCGGGUUCGACUGUAUUGAAUUUAUUCCAAAUUACAGACUCGCUCUGUAUAAUCCGUAUAGGUAGAAUAUUUAGCAUAAUUUGUUUAAUAAAUAUUUUUUUACUAAUAUAUAAAUAUAAUAUAUAAAUAUAAUGAAGACAUUAUUAAAUAUAGGUAUUUUGAUAUGAAUUUACACAUUUGAAGUACAUUUACUUAUUUCAUAACUGUGUACUUUGUCUUCAGGAUCAUCUUUCAUCUAUUUUUAAGGGUUAAAAAAAGUUAACUAGAGUCUUUGUAUGUAUUUAUGGAUUGGGCAAAUCUCGUAUAUUCGAUUUAUGUAGGUAAUAAUGUAAUAAAUUUUUGCUUCAGUUUUAAAAAUGACUAAGUCAAUAUACUCUUUCAAUUUUUUACGUCAUUGACUAAUAGAUAUAAAGCUGAACAUAACAAUUUUGUGUGAAUUAUGACAUAUUUGUGUAAAUGAUGUAGCUAUAAACGAAUUGAAAGUGCGCUUAAGAGUUGAUUUUUUAUCAAAUGCAUUUAUACAUGUCUAAGGCUUGUGCACUUAAUGCUUUAAUUUCGAAUAAAUACAGGGUGUUUGUGUUUGGUAAAAAAUGGGCCAUAGCUUAACCUUAGAUUCCUGAGCUUAAAAUAGGUCGAUUUAAACUAUUCAACUUACCUUAGUACGAAAGUUGAUAAUAACCGAAAUAUAUGGUGUCAAAGUUAAACUUUUAUUUUAUUUAUUCUUGAAUAUUUCCUGAGAGGCAUGGGACAACAACACGAAAUUUGAUAGCCGGGUAUUUUUGGGGACGAGAAAUCUAAAUUCGCCACCAAAAAUAAUGUAUUACCCAGAGGGCGCCACAUACGUCUUUCAGCGCUCAUUUAAUACUAGUCAAUGUGGUGAGACCGCUCCCGUCUGAAAAAAUUUCUGAUUCGGUUUCUUUAUGGAUUUCUAUUCAAAAAUGUCCCCUUUAACACUAGAAGCACCAGAUUUUUUGCAUACCUAGAAGCACCAGAGCGGUCAAAAUGACGGUUAUUAAAAAUUUCUAUCGCCAGCCGUUUCUGCAUUCUUGUUUGCUUGAAAAAAAACUUAUAUUGAGUUAAUACCUACUAGUAAAAGACAUUAUUUAAUUAAUUUAUACAACUUACUUUAUUAUUUAAGCAUAAUUUAUUCACCAAAUUUUUUACAUGUUGGUAUGACAAAUUUCAAAUGUUUUUUUUUUGUUGCAGUAAUUACACUAAGUACAUGUAAAGACAAAUUGAAAUCCUCAAAUAGAUCUAGGAAAAGUCCUAAAUUAUCAAGUUUCUAAACUAACUAUUAAUAAGUAGUACAGUGGGUCAAAAAUAAAAAGCAGUCAAAAUGUCCGCUCUGGUGCUUCUAGUGUUAAACAAAUCUGAAGGGUGUCGGGCGGAAUUUUUGGACAGAAAUUGUUUAAACAAUUUUUUUUAAACAAAUACAAAACAUCACCUUUUUUUGCACUGGAAUAUAUUUUUUUAGGGUUUCUGGCCCAUUUUAAACAAGUAAGGUAUCUUGUGACAUUUUUCUCAAAAAGUUUUCGAUUUUCGAGUUAUAGGCGAUUUAAAAUCUAAAAAAUGCGAAAAUACGCAUUUUCGAGGCUUAAAAACUCAUAUUUAAUAUAGUAUUUUUGAGGUUUUCAAGUACUUAAAUUGUAGUUUAAACAUUCAUUUUCAAGACUCUGAAGAGUGAUCGUGUCUAACUUCAAUUUACACCGUUGUUAUUUAAUUGUUAAAUAUGCGUGUCCGUCCGAUUUUUUUGCCGGUGCGGCGCGCUCUAUUUCAACAAUCUCCUAUUUUCCUCCGAAAAAUAUUUUUUUUAAAUUCUUUGGAACGUUUUAAAUAGAAUAAGUUUCUUGUCAUUUUUCUCAAAAGAUAAUAGUUUUAAAGUUAUAAUCGAUUGAAAAUUCGAAAAUGUGUAUUUUCGCAUUUUUCGGAUUUUAAAUCGCUUGUAACUCUAAAACUAUUAACUUAUAAGAAAAAUGACAAGAAACCUAUUUUAUUUAGAAUGUCUCAAAGAAUCUAAAAAAAAAAUUUUUUGGAGGAAAAUAAAAGAUUGUUGAAAUAGAGCGCGCCGACACGCAUAAUUAACAAUUAAAUAACAACUAUGUAAAUUGAAGUUAAAUCCGAUUACUCUUUAGAAUCUUGAAAAUGAAUGUUUAAGCUACAAUUUAUUUACUUGGCAACCUCAAAAAUACUAAGUUAAAUACGAGUCUUUAAGCCUCGAAAAUACGUAUUUUCGCAUUUUUCAAAUUUUAAAUCGCGCAUAACUAGAAAAGUAUUAAUUUUUGAGAAAAAUCACAAGGUACCUUUCUUGUUUAGAAUGACCCAAAAACCUAAAAAAUAUUUUCCGGGUCAAAGAAAAGUGAUCUUUUGCAUUUGUUUAAAAAAAUUGUUUAAACAAUUUCUGCCCAAAAAUUUCGGCCGGCACCCUUUAGAUUUGUUUAAAGGGAACAUUUUUGAAUAGGAAUCCGCAAAGAAACCAAAUCAGAAAUUUUUUCAGACGCAAGUGGUCACCACAUGGACUGUACCUUCAAUUUUUUUUAUCCCCCACUCUACAUUCUUUUUGAAUCAAAUAUUUUAUUCUCUUAAUAUUUUUACUUAAAAAAAGGUAUACUGCAUUCAUCUCGCUAAACUCAAUUGUUUUCGAAGUAAACGCAUUUCAAUUCUGCGGUGCAACAUAAUUUUUUGCAUAUCAUCGUAGAUACACCCAAAAGAUAAACUUAAAACCAUAAUAAUUGUACAAGCUCUCAUAUUUAUGUCAUUGCAUCGCAAAUCCCAUUUAAAGGAGUUUGCGAUAGAUUUUUAGAAAUUAUUCUGGUUUUAAGUUUAUUUUUAUAACUUUAUGUAACUACGCAAAAAAUGAUGUUGCAUCGCAGUUUAAACUGCGUUUAUCUCGUCGAUUGAGUUUAGCGACAUGAAUGUACUCCUUUUUUAAGGAAAAAUAUUAAGAGAAUAAAAGUUUUGAUUCCAAAAGUAUGUAGAGUGGGGGAUAAAAAAAAAUGAAACGUAUUAAAUGAGCGCUGAAAUACGUAUGUGGCGUCCUCUGGGUAAUACAUCACUUUUGGUGGCGAAUUUAGAUUUCUCGUCCCAAAAAACUCCCGCUUACCAAAUUUCGUGAUGUUAUCCCAUGCCUGUCAGGAAAUAUUCAAGAAUAAAUUAAAUAAAAGUUUAACUUUAACACCCUAUAUUUCGGUUAUUAUUAACUUUCGUACUAAGGUAAGUUAGCUUAAAUCGACCUAUGGUUAAGCUAUGGUCCAUUCUUUACCAAACACCCUGUAUAUAUUUAUUUAUAUGUAUUUAUAGAAUAUUUUACAUAUUAUUAUACUGUAGUAUUAACAAAAACGAUAAUUAUUUUUUAAAUGUUUUUUGUGUGUAUUUAUACAUAUUUUUUAUACUCAAUAAAUAAGUUUAGCAAG